AUGCAGGCACCGAAUGGUUUAAACGUUUGUAUGAAUUCGGUAUACACUUCCAUUCCUGGUAUUCCUGAAUUAGGAAUGGUGUGGAUGGGAGAUAUGAUGAUACAUAAUGAACCAACAACUGAGCUCAUAAUAGACCCAAGGCACGCUUCUGAAAGUCCUUUUAUUACACAUGGCUCUCAUUCAUUUGGAAAUAUACGAAAUCAUCAAAUAGCUCCUGCUACUAUGGUUAGAUAUUUGCCUCAACAAUUUGCUAAUAAUUGUUCAGAAAUUGAUGAAGCUAUAGAAGCAGCUAAUAGUCAAAACAUUCAGCAAGCAUACGACACUCAAGAAGAAAAUGAAGGAAUGAGUGAUUAUUUAACUUUAGAUGACUAUGUAGAAAAAGAAGAAGAGGAGGAGGAAGAAGAUGAAGAACAGCAACGACAUCAAGAGCAAGACGAAGAAGAAGAAGAAGAAGAAGAACGGGAAAUGGUAGUAAGCAAUGUAGCUACUCAGACGACUCAAGAUAAUAAAAAUCGUAAAAUUAAACCGAUUAAGCAUCCCGGAUUAGUAUUGAAGACGCCGAUCGCUUAUCAACCUCAUACUGAUUUGAAUUUUAUUCCCAUUCGCAAAGAUGGGAUAGCUGUUUGUGAAAAAUGCGGUGCGAUAGGUGUAAAGCAUGCUUUUUAUACAAAAGAAAGGAGAUUUUGCAGUAGGGCAUGUGCUAGGUCUUCAGAGCACACAACAUCCACGGCUGAUUCAACUUAUAGUCCAUCUUAUGUUGAACAACAACAUAUUCAUCUUUCAAAAGAUGAAAAAAAUUCAGAUCAUGAGAUGCUUGCUAGAGUUAAUCAAGUGAGUUGUGAAGAAUGCUUUUCUUCUGAAGAAAAAACUGAAGAUAAAAUAAUUCCUGAAUCAGUAAUGCCUGAAGAUUUGCCUGUUAGACGAAAAAGAACCGCUGAAAUGGCUGGUUCUUAUGACUGGACUCCGCAACUUACUGAGUCAGGUUUUUGUGCAGCGCCAGUAUCCUGUUUUAAACAUGCACCGAUAUCUGAAAUAUGGGAUAAUAUUACUGUAGGAAUGAAAGUUGAAGUUGAGAAUACGGAUUGUGAUGAAGUUUGCGAAGCAUUUCCGGAUUCUUUCUGGGUUGCUACUGUCCUCAGAAUUUCUGGUUAUAGAGCAUUAUUAAGAUACGAAGGAUUUGGUCAGAAUUCUGAGAAAGAUUUUUGGGUAUCUCUUUGUUCUAGUGAUAUUCAUCAAGUUGGCUGGUGUGCAACUAUUGGGAAACCCUUAAUCCCUCCUAAUACAAUUGCUAAUAAAUAUAAGGACUGGAAAGAUUUUCUUAUGCGAAGGCUUACUGGUGCUCGAACCUUACCUACAAAUUUUUAUAAUAAAGUUAAUGAUAGUAUUAAAUCUCGAUUUCGUUGCGGUUUGCAUUUAGAAGUUGUAGACAAAAAUAGAAUCUCCCAAGUUAAAGUCGCAACAAUUCAAAAAAUUGUUGGCAAACGAUUGCAUAUUAGAUACUACGAUUCUCCGCCCGAAGAUAGUGGUUUUUGGUGCCACGAAGACUCUCCUUUGAUCCACCCUGUAGGCUGGGCAAAAAAAGUUGGACAAACACUUGAUGCGUAUCCAGAAUACUUGGAACGUGUAGCAAAAAAUCGUUUAAGUUCGGAUGAUGCUACAGAAAAUUUAUUUCAUGUGCCAAAAAUUCAUCAUGUACAUCUGGGUUAUACAUUCUGUGAAGGAAUGAAAAUUGAAGCAAUAGAUCCCCUUAAUCUUUCAGCAAUAUGUGCUGCUACAGUAAUGCAAGUUCUUAAAGAAAAUUAUAUUAUGAUAAGAAUUGACAGUUAUGACGAGGAUACUAGUGGUGCAGAUUGGUUCUGUUAUAAUGUUAGUUCGCCAUGUAUUUUUCCAAUUGGUUUUUGUGCUCAACAUGGUUUACCCCUUACACCUCCAAAAGGCUAUGAUCCUACAACCUUUUCAUGGGACAAUUAUUUAGCUGAAACAAACACUAUACCAGCACCAGUUCAAUUAUUUAAUCGUGAAAUUCCUCAACAUGGAUUUAUUGAAGGAAUGAGAUUAGAAGCUGCGGACUUAAUGGACCCAAGAUUAGUAUGUGUUGCUACAAUUACUCGUGUAAUUGGUCGACUAUUACGUGUUCAUUUUGAUGGCUGGGAAGAUGAAUAUGACCAAUGGCUGGAUUGUCAAAGCCCUGAUAUUUACCCAGUAGGUUGGUGUGAUCUUGUUGAUCAUAAGCUUGAAGGCCCUCGUGUGUCUAUUGAAAUAAUUAGUUCAGCUGUAAAAACACCUAAAAGCCUUAAACGUAAAGCAAAAAGAAAAAUGAAGAAAAGUGGUAAAAUCAGUUGUCUAAGAAAUGUUUUAUCAAAACAUACCACCCGUGUUGAAAGACUUAAAGAGUGUAAAAAAGAACUUGGACAGAUCACAAAGAUUGAACAUGAUAGAGAGAUGAAAAGUUUACCCGAACAAGAUGAAAGAGAACCAGAACCAGCAUUAGAACCAGCUGGACCAGAUCAAACUUUACCAAUUCCUACAAUCGGACAAUGUCAUUCUUCAUUACAUGAAACUCAGUGUGACGUUGAAAAUUUACAACCACAAAAAAAGACUACUACCUCCAAUAUUCGUGUCAAUACAACUAGUGGAAAGUAUAUUCCAAGAAUAGCUGAUGGAUGGCAGAAAAGUUCUGAUUCUGGGGAAUUAGUGCCUGUAGAGUGGAACGUGCACGAUGUUGCGCAGUUUUUGCACAUCAAUGAUUGUGCUGCUUAUUGUGACAAUUUUUGUAAACGUAAAGUUGAUGGGAAAGUAUUUCUUACAUUAACAAAGGACCAAAUCAUAGAUUUGACUGGCUUUAAAGUUGGUCCAUCAUUAAAAAUAUUUGAUCUUAUUCAACAAUUGAAAAUCAAAGUUAAUCCAGCACAUGAAAGAUUGAAACUAGGGUUAAAAAAAAUAUUGUAG
Messenger RNA from Cotesia congregata, 2949 nucleotides. Lineage: Eukaryota; Metazoa; Arthropoda; Insecta; Hymenoptera; Braconidae. The record is from the annotation of a GenBank genome assembly.